Epinephelus moara (kelp grouper) is the source of this 4669-nucleotide messenger RNA. RefSeq lists its product as uncharacterized. Bases 242 to 961 code for a protein of 239 amino acids. The transcript is spliced from 5 exons. Lineage: Eukaryota; Metazoa; Chordata; Actinopteri; Perciformes; Serranidae. The record is from RefSeq and is a predicted model, not a curated record.
GUGUGUGUGUGUGUGUGUGUGUGUGUGUGUGUGUGUGUGUGUUUAGUGGAACAUUUUGAUUCUUCCGUUUUCUGCCCCUGUAAUGGUGUUGGUGGUCUCUUCUGUGUGUAUGUCUGUCCUGCUGCAUAAUAAAGUCCCUGCUUACUUCCUCCCACUAAAAUCACUGUGUUAACUUGUUAAGGUGAUCAGUCCUCCUGCUCCUGCAGCUCGUGUACAACACCUGGAGAAUAUUUCUUCCUGAAUGAUGGCAAGUGUCACGUGGAUCCUCACUUUAAUUUGUGCUGCGGGAUGUUACCUGUCUUCAGCCUCACCUGUUCUCCGCUCAGCCCUGGUGGUCCAGGCAGGGCAGAACAUCUCUCUCAGCUGUAACCUGACGUCCAGCGUGGAGAUCACCUGGUACCUUCUGCGCUCAGAUCAGCUGCUGCCUCUUCUGACAGUUAAAUCAAGUAAACUGACAGAAGUUACAGUCACCUUUCACACUGCAGAUGUCAGUCAUGUUUACCACAGGGGCAACAUGGAGAGGGGACCCAUCAGUCUGGAGAUCCUGGAGGUGGAGGAGGUGGACACUGGGCUGUAUUUCUGCACCAGCCAGGUUGCAGGAGCUGUUUUUGUUAACAGAGGAAUUCAUCUGGUUGUUAACGGAGUUGACGGGGAGUCAGCCAGGCAGCCAUGUUGGAGUCUUGGGAUCUGUAUUCUUCCAGCUUUACUCGUCCUCUGCCUCAUCUUCAUUGUUGGAUUUUCCCUUCUCGCAGGUAAAUCAGAUGUUUGCUGCUGUAAUCCAGAGAGAAGAAACACAAGUCAGAGGGUCACAGAGGAAGUGGCUUUGCACUAUUCCAGUCUGAAGCAUGCAGACAAGCCCCGCCCCUCCAGCCGAGGAGGGACAGGAUUGGUGGAAAAGAAUGUCAUAUACUCGGCAGUGACCAGUCGCAAGAACCCACACGGAUCACAUGACCACAGAUAGAACGGCUCCUUGUUUUUUUCCUGUUUUUAACAACAGGGGAAAAAAAAAAAAAAACUUCUUUGACUUUGAAUGUGAUUCAUUUGAGAUUUUAUAAACGUGAUGAUUAAACAGUUACUGUUUUUAGUUUCUGGUCUUUAAAUAAGUCAAUAAUUACUUUUUAAAUACAAGUUUCUCUACACGACCUGUCUCUAAAGUGAAUUUCAGGUACCUCCUCUGAACAAAUAUAUAAAGACUGAAAUUAUUAAUAUGCUGGAGAAACAAAAUCACCGUCCUCUCUGGACAUCCUCUCUGCUUUUAACUGUGGUAUUUUAAGUUAUUUCACUGAUCUUUUUUUUUCAUAGUAAAAUGCAACAGACUGUGUGAAAUGUGUAGAAAUUAUGCUCUGCUUUCUUUCUUUUUAUCUUUAGCCUCUUUACAUUUUUUAUACAGCGCUGCAGGAUGAAAAGAUGGACACUUCUCGUAUAACAGAGAAAUGCAAAAAGAUUUAAAUAUCCAGAUUGUAGAGGGACAAUAGAGUCAUGGUUUAAAACAGAUUAAUGAAUGUUCUAUUAAUGUCAGAAAUUGCCUUAAUGCACUUCUCUGUGCGACAAGUGUCAAUUUAAUGAAGCCACUCAAACACACUGUUAUAUAAUGUGUCCUAAGAUUCAGAAGUACUGGUGCAACAUUUUCCAAACAAUUUGAGACAUUCUUGAUUCAAGAAUUAAGCCUGAACCACAAACUAUAAUUUUUAAUAUUCCAGAGACAUUUAACAACCUCACAUCAGCUCAAAGAUGACUUAUCAACUAUUUCCUUAUGUCAGCUAAGAAAUGCUUGCUGAUGUUGUUGAAGAGUAAAAACAUCCCUAAUGUAAAUAUGUGUCUUGAUGAUGUUGGUACUCUUGAGGUGUAGAGGAUCAGAUAUAUUAGAACUGAGCAGAUGAAUUUAUUUGACCCCAUCUGGCAACCUUUCAUUCAAUACCUGGAGAAAAUAACAAUGUAAUGCCAUUUGCAGAUUCUUGUUACCGAUGUUUAAAGUGGGAUCCUUGGACUUGGGAUGCCUACGUCGGGUGGGUUGGCUGCUUCAUUUUUUUCUAUUGUGUUUUUUUUUCUUUUUUUUUCUUAUUUUUAUAUAUUCUAAAAGAGGACGGUGUCUGGAUCAGUUUUGUAAAUGCACAAAUUAUCUUUAUUUUUUACCAAUUAUUUUUUUAUUUGUAUAUAUUUACUUAUGAUCUAUGCACACUGACACCCCUCUCAAUAAAAGUCUUUUACAUACACAAAAACUCACCACAGAAGAAUGUCAGAAUGUUAGUAUGACACUGUCACUGCCAGAUAAAUGCACAUAAUGAUAGAAAGCUUAUUUGUACAAACCCUGUAUGGAUUUAUAUGUAGCAUCCACUGUGAUGUGUGUCUCACUGAUGUUUUUAUGUGUCAACAAUUUUCUUUUUUUAAUUUUCAAUAAAUACAUUUAGAUACAACAUGCUCCUGUCAUUUUGAAUUUUUACAACCUGUGAAAUGCUUGUUGUAUUCAAACAUACAAAUUCAAGAUGAGUGAAUCUUUACUCAAUGAUUUUAUAUUGCUUGGAAUUUUAAAACUUUCAAAGCAGUCUCCAGGUUUCUCAAAAUUACAGACCGAGUUUUCAUUUCAAAUCAUUUUUGACUUAAUGUAAUAAAUACUAAACACUGUCCACAGCAGAAUCAGUGAAUUAUCCUGGAUCUUAUUUCUAGAAAGAGAGUAACAGAGAGUUAGUUAGUUGGGGGAGAGUUACUGCCUCUAGCGAGGGAGUUCAAGUAUCUCUUCAGGGAUGCGGGCACUGUGCCUGACCGUCGUGGUGAAGAGGGAGCUGAGCCAGAAAGCGAAUUUACUGAUCCAUCAAGUACCAACCUUCACCUAUGACCAUGAGCUCUGGGUGGUAUCCGAAAGAAUAAGAUCAUGGAUACGAGCAGCCGAAAUGAGUUUCCUCCGUGGGGUGGCUGGGCUCAGCCUUAGAGAUAGGGUGAGGAGCUCAGACAUGUGGAGGGAGCUCGGAGUAGAGCUGCUGCUCCUUCGUGUUAGAAAGGGGUCAGUUGAGUUGGUUCAGGCAACUGAUCAGAAUCCUCCUGGGCACCUCCUGUUAGAGGUGUUCCAGGCAUGUCCCACUGGUAGGAGGCCCCGGGGCAGACCCAGAACACGCUGGAGGGAUUACAUAUCUCAUCUGGCCUGGGAACGCCUUGAGGUCCCCCAGGAGGAGCUGGAAAGCUUUGCUGGGGAGCGAGAUGUCUGGGGUGCUUUGCUUGGCCUUCUACCCCCGCGACCCGGCCCCGGAUAAGCAGAUGAAAAUGGAUGGAUGGAUGAAUGGAGUAGCAAAGCGACAGGUUAUCUCCUCUUACUCACUUAAAUAAGACCAGAGUCCAACAGAAUGUUUGAGUAAGGGCUGAAGAAAGUUCUUGCAUGUUUGAAAAGUUUGUCAGUAAAACCUUGUAGUUGUGAAUGUAAGAAAAAGAGCCAGAUAAUAAUAAUACUAAUGGAUAACAAUACUUCAUCAUGCCCUCGGUGUGUAAAGGCCUUUAUUUGUCCAGAUACUCUCUCAUGUCUGUACUGUAAAUAUGCUAUCUUAGCUUAGCAUAAAGACUGGAAACGGGGGCACGGCUAGCCAGGCUCUGUCCAAAGCUAACGAAAUUUAGCCACACCUUUAAAUAUUUUCGUAUUUUCACAAAAUCAUGUGUAAUAUUACUUUUUAGUAUCAUGAUCACUUGUCAAUGUAGUGCAAUAUCAUUUCUCUCAGAAUCAAAUUCAUGUGCAGUACUACUUCUCAAUGUUACAUCAUAUAAAAUGUAACAUUGAUUAUCAGGUGCAAUCUGCAUUUUUUUCCACCAUUUCAGUUCAUUUUUAGUAACUCUUGUACUUCUCUUACUUCUGUUGUUAUUCUAUUAGGCACCUCUAUCAGGCUUUUUGCUCCUUAAACACUUAAUAUAUUGUAUAUUUUGAAUAUUUUGACUGUUAUUUAAUACUCUAUUGUUUUAAAAACUAGGCCCAGUGUGCGACUCUGACCCAGGCAACCCAGUGUUUGUUCUGGUUGCUACUGGUUGCUACUGGUUGCUACUGGCUUGUGAAUGUUACAUGUUAUAACUUUAAUUUGUGUCACGGUAAUUUAAGUUGUUGAAGGAAAAAAAAAUUGUGUUAUACCAAUGUAGUGCGUUUAUUUUGAAAGAGACAGUAUGUAAACCUUAAAUCGCGUGUGAAAACAGAGUGUAUUUUGAAAACAGGCCUGCAUGUAACAGGCAAACCUUGACACAGCAUCCCAGAACGUCAACAACCAACGCACCCAGGGUACCUUUCAUGUCGUAUCUAGAUGUUGAAAGUCCAUGACGAAAUAUCAAUAUGUGACGAGGUCGGAGAGAGAAUGUGUUGUUCCAUGGGGGGUUAUGUACUGGAUUAUGUCUUGGCUGGGCUGCUCACAGUGAUGACAAGAUUCCAGGUGUGGUAUCAGUCUUCUCAUCUAAUGUCUACCCUUCACCAAAAGACUUUCAAAACUUAAGUCUGACGUCUUUUUACAUCUAAAGACAAUAUGAGUUUUGAGUUAUACACUAUAAGAGCUUGCAAAGACUACAGAUCUUGUAGGGUCACUAUUUGCAAAACUACAACUAGAUUCCUUUUUAAAUUAGUUCCCAUCCUGCCCCUGGUGGAAAUUAUUACGCCAAACUCCCUUUAAGAAACACGACACAUUAACAAUUCCUUACAUGUCUGCAAAAA